AUGGGUAAUUGUAUUGGUAAAAAAUCUGAUGCACACAAUAAACACCGUAGACAUACUUCUUCAACAGUUUCUACUAGCAAGUUACAUUGUAAUAAUCAAUUAAAUUUAACACCAACUCUGCCAUCUUCAACAUCGGAGCGAACUACUGAUCAUCUUUCUUCUUUAUCCGAUGUAAAAGAAUCAGAUAUUUUAUUCAAUAAUAAAGAUGAAAGUGAAAAAAACAUCAUUCAAUAUUCGUCAUCUUUAGCAACGAUAACAAAUGAUCAAUUUUUAUUUUCACAUUCAUCAUCAACAUUAUCGCCUGUUCAAUUAUCCAUUCAAUGUAAAAAAUUUAAAUCAAACAAUAAUGUGACAGAUUUUAGUGAGAAUAAUGUAGCACAUCCAAUUACAUUGAUAAAAAAUGAACAAGACACAAACAUGGGACAUUUAUUUAGUAAAGAAAAAGAAAUCUGUGACAAUAAGGAAGUUUUGAUCUUUACUCAAGAAAUAAUAUCAGAAUCCGUUGGUACAUCUCCUUCGCCAACACUUUCCGAUUCUUCACUUUCGUCAUUUUCUUCUAAUACAACAUCAUUUUCUUCUCAAGAUCAACUUAUUCUUUCAUCAUCUUGCUCAUCAACUGAACUUAAUCCUAUUCUAUCAUCAUAUCAAUUAACAAAUCAUAAUAGAUUUCAGUUUUCACCUUACAAUGAACAAAGUUAUUUUGAUAAUCAAUCUACAAAUGAAAUAUUUUCAACUGUAUUACCUGUAUCAUUUCCUCGUUGCAAGAAUGAUUUAUUUCUAAAUGAAUUUCAUAAAAAUACUAUUUCUCAUAAUUGUAAAACACUUAGUUAUGUUAUUGAUGAUGUUGUACAACAAGAAUUUAUUCGAAUUCAUCGACGAACAAAAACUGUGUUAAUUGAACAUAAACAAUUAGAUUGUAUAAAUUUGAAAGAUUUAAAAAACCUCGAUGCACCAUCAUUAAUCUUUGAUGAAGAUAAAAAACUUGUUUAUAUAACAAAAUAUAUGCAUUGGAAUGAACUUAAAUCAAUAACAUAUAAUACGAAGGAUGUACCAUGUACAUUAUCAUCUUGUGAUCAUUGUUCAUUAUUGCUGUCUGGUUCGAAACUUAAUAAUCGUUUACAUCCAUUUUUAUUGGUUAAUGCAACAUAUAAUUUAGUACAAAUGUGUUUUAAUAAGAUAAAUAAUAAUAAUAUAUUUGGAUACAUUUCACAAAAACAUGCAAACUUAAUUCGACAAACAAUUAUUAAUAGCUCAAAAUUAAAUUAUUCAUAUGAUCUUGAUGUUAAUCAUACAUCAUUUUAUUUUGUUUUACAUAUUCAAUCAUGGCCACAAGAAAUACGUUCGGUUUAUGAGCAACGAAAACGUCUUUGGCCAUUGAAUAUUGAAAAUUUAUUUAAUAAUACAUGUUUUAUUCGAUUUAAAGGUAAUGAACAAGAAAUAUCUACAAAUGAUAAAUGUUUAACUUGUGAAAAAAUACUUUUAUCAUCAUCAAAUGCAUCUUGGUCUUAUACAUAUUCAGCGAUAGAAGCACAACUUGUACAUACAAUGUCUGAUGGACAUUUACGUUUUGCAUCGAUUUUAUGGAAAUAUUUAAAUGGUAAAACACAAGGACAAUGUCCAUUUGUAAUUUUUAAACAUACACUCUUCUAUUUCCUCGAACAAUACACUUCUGAUUCAUUUAUAACCAGUGAUUUAUUUAGUCAUGUACACCAUUUUAUUGAUUAUCUUUUAAAUCGUCUUGAAACAAAAUCGAUUCCUCAUUAUUUUAAUUCUAAUUAUAAUCUAUAUAAUGAAAAUAUUUCAAUGACAAUAAUGAAUUUAAUAUCCAUUAAAAUGACUUAUUUAGAUUUAAAAAAUUUUUCAAUUUAUAUUUUACCAAAAUCAUCAUUAUAUCUUUAUCAUUUAAUUUAUCUAAUUCAAUUUCAAAUGAAUUUUUUACAAUAUCAUCGUUCAUCAAAAACAAAUUUAACUCAAACAAUCAUUGAUACACAUGAACAUGCUAUUCAACAAUUAUCAUACGGUGUUAGAAUAUAUAAACAACAAUUAGAUUCUACUAUAGCAAUAAAAUCACACUGUUCAUUAACACUCGAUUGUCUUUAUCAAUAUCAAGAAGAAAAUGUCCAAAUAAUACUUGAUUAUUUACCAUUGUUACGUGAAAAAGAACCUUCAUUACUUAUUCAUUCACUUUGGUCUAUAUUCAUACAAUAUUUUAAUUCUUUAUUUGAUGACCUUUUUAUUUCGUAA
Rotaria sp. Silwood1 is the source of this 2244-nucleotide messenger RNA. Lineage: Eukaryota; Metazoa; Rotifera; Eurotatoria; Philodinida; Philodinidae. The record is from the annotation of a GenBank genome assembly.